UUCUAAACUGCCAAAAUGGUGUAAAAUUUUAUCAUUCCUCUAAAUUAUUGUUACGUUAACCUUUUUAUUUUGUACGUCAGUAGAUUAAAAAUUACAUUGUAAUUAUGCCGAGGAAGACGAAAAUAAAAUGUGAUGGAAAAUAAACAAUUGCCAUCCAAGAAAUUAUUAUCCAUCAAAGAAGAAAAAUUAAUACGUGAAGUUGACUCUCUUGUAGGAGAACCUCACUUAUCUAACAAACAACUAAUUCUAGAUUUCGAGAUAUUUCAAAAGAAACCGACCAAACGAGAGGCAUCGCAAAAAGUACUAGUAUCCAUAAAGCCGCGAAUGCCCACGAUUAGAACGCUGUAUAUUGCUGAGAAGAGCAGAUUCAAUGCUAAAAAGAAUUCAGAAAAAUCUGGUUCACGACUAGCUAUAGGAGACCAUUCUUCGUUCACGACUAAUGUUUCUGAAUAUAACUCUAACAGCCAAAAGUCUAGUGAGUGUAAAACGGAACAAGGAACCGAAACAUCCAACAGUAAAUUGGAACAAUAUUCGUCUAUUAAUGAACAUUUAGACACUUCUACAGUAGUUUCUAAAUGUUUCCAGUUUAAAACUCAAGUGCCUAAUACGCCACAACGAUCAAUCGAAAAAUGUUACAUAUAUACACAACCAAAAUUAAUUAUGAACCUUCCGAAAGUUAAUGCGAAAAACGAUAAGUCAAAAGGAAGCUCACAUAAAGUAGAUAUUGCUACACUUAUUGUCACAAAUACUUCUUCUGAAGAUUCAGCAUUGCCUUCUACUAGUACUUUGCAGAAAAUAAACAGAAGAAUCGAUUGUUUAGAACGCAAAAUUAUGAAGCAAGAAAUAAUGUUUCGGGCAAUUGAUCCUAAUGUGCCCAUAUCUUCAUCUGAAGAUGAAUCCAAAAAUAACGUAAUAAGAACUGCAUCUGGUAUAGGGCGCCCUUGUUGUAGUUAUAUAGAACAAUAUAGCCAUAUUCCAGAAACAUCAGCUUUCCAACGAUAUGCUCAUCAAACGGCACCAUUGUCUCCAAGUAAAGCUGCUACUCUAGAAAAAGAACAUAAUUCAGAACAAUAUGGCCGUGAUUUACAAUAUGGUCGUGAUUUUACUACUUACGAUGGCAUAACAGCACGAGGUAGAAGACAAUGUGCUUCAGUACCUUGUAAACGUGAUGACGUCCCUAAAAUGGCUGCUGAGAGAGUACAUAAAAUACGCCACAAACUUAAUCCGGUUCGUGAUUAUCGGCUGAUGGAUACAGUUCAUUAUUUAGCGCAGGGCGAAUUCGCUCCCCGUGAUGAUGGUAUAAAAUUAACACCAUCUCGAGAGGCAGUACUCAGUGACAUUAUAUGGGAAGAUGUGUGUCGUACACAUUGGCCAAAUACUCGCUUAGGUCGUCGAAUAGCACAUCCUGAAAGAUGCAGUACUAGAUGUGAAUUGCAACGUUUAAUUGACAGUUUGCUAAGAGAAAGAGUUGCACAUGUCGAACGCAGAAGACGCCGUCAUUACAGAAUAGUCAAACUAAAUCAUCGUCAUGAGAGCUGCAGACCUGUAGGAAAAACCGGAGAUAUAAUUGUAGCAAGCCAUAAAAACAAACAGCCGAAUGAUGAUAGAAGAAUCCUUCUCAACGAUGUACAUACCACUAGUGCAGUAAUGACGGACAGGCGACGGGAAGAACAAAAUUUACGAAAUGGUCACAAAAGUCAUGAUCGCUUAAUUUUGCCUGACUUUCGUCGAAAGAAUGCGUCAAGAUUAGAAGAUUGUAUUCCUGGUCCCAGUCACGCAUUUUCCCGACAACGUACUAACAGAGAAGCUACGUGUUGCUAUCAUACUUCAAGUCCUAUCAAGUUAGAGCAAAAUACAGUUUCAUCAGAGAAGACAAAUAGUAAUAUUUAUAACAGGACACAGGAGUUAACCAGUGGAAGUAGUUCCACUUACAAGCCGUAUCAUAAAACUCCUCGCCUUGUGGUAAAGAAAGAUGCUUCGAGACGUAAAUAUCAGUCUAAAGAAGAACCAGACCUUGAGCAUUACAUACUCUUGCCCACAUUAGUAGUCCGAACACCGUCGAAUGUAAAGCGGCAAAAAAAGUUUAACGAACUUUAUCACCGAAUACUAAAUGUACAUCUAAAUAAAGCUGAAAAUAGCACUCUGGAAGAUGAAAUUUCUGAACAAACGACAAACGAAAACCAUAACAUGAAAGAUAUUGGUUUUAACAUUAAUAUUACUUUAUCACGUAGUUCGGAGCAGUUUAAUACUAAAUAAUUAUUAGUAAUCAGAGUAUAUCAAUCGCCUCAAUAAUUUUUAUAUAGUUACCAUUUCCUUUUCUUAUUGCGCCUUAUUGUACGUAA
Molecule: messenger RNA, 2342 nt
Organism: Achroia grisella
Lineage: Eukaryota; Metazoa; Arthropoda; Insecta; Lepidoptera; Pyralidae
Exons: 5
Coding region: 133-2256 (707 amino acids)
Source: RefSeq, a predicted model, not a curated record